AGAUUUCAAGAAACCCCUUAAAAUCCUCUCUCUGUCUCUUUCUGUGUUGUUUGUUUUCUUGUUUCCUUCUCUCCUCUCUCUUUUGUCUCCUUUGCAACUCUCUCAGGUUGUUUUCUUUUGAGUUCUUGACUUCCAAACUACUCUCUCUCUUUUUGUUGUGUUGUCUAAAAUGAUUACUGAGAUUGAGAUGGGGAAAGCUGAAAGUGAGCUUGAACUGGGUUUAGGGCUCAGUCUCGGCGGUGGAACGGCGGCGGCCAAGAUUGGUGGUAAACCAGGCGGUGGCGGCGCGUGGGGAGAGCGUGGGAGGCUGUUGACUGCAAAGGAUUUUCCUUCUGUUGGCUCUAAACGAGCUGCUGACUCUGCUUCUCACUCUGGUGCUUCUCCUCCUCGUUCAAGCAGUCAAGUUGUGGGAUGGCCACCUAUUGGAUCUCACAGGAUGAACAGUUUAGCUGCAAAGUCAGCUAGGGAAGAGGAAGAAGCUGGGAAGAAGAAAGUGAAUGAUGAUGAGCCUAAAGAUGUGAACAAGAAAGUGCAAGUUGGGUUUAUCAAGGUGAACAUGGAUGGAGUUGCUAUAGGAAGGAAAGUUGAUCUGAAUGCUCAUUCUUCUUACGAGACUUUGGCGCAGACACUUGAAGAUAUGUUCUUUCGUUCUAAGCCAGGUACUAUCGGGUUAACGGGUCAGUUCACCAAACCGUUGAGGCUUUUAGAUGGAUCUUCUGAGUUUGUACUUACUUAUGAAGACAAGGAAGGUGAUUGGAUGCUUGUUGGUGAUGUCCCAUGGAGAAUGUUUAUCACCUCGGUGAAAAGGCUUAGAGUGAUGAAAACCUCUGAAGCUAAUGGACUCGCUGCAAGACAUCAAGAACCGAACGAGAGACAAAGAAAGUGACAGGUUUAGCUCUCUGUCCCACAUUACGUUGUUACAGUUUUUGUUUAGUGUGGUUUUUGCAAGUCUGAGAUACUUCUGAAGCAAGCAUAAGGAAAGAAGCAGAAGCUAGAUUGAUCUUUAUCAAGUUUGUGUAUGUUUCUUGGUUCUUCUAAUGGUUUUUUCUAGUUUUUUGUCUAGGGGUUUUUUCUUUUGUGCUGUCUUUUAUUUUACUGUUGAGGUUUCAUCAUAUACUAUGGAAGAGAAUGCUCUUUAUUUCUUUUACCACACUGUAAAUAUUUGAAGUUUAUCUAAUAUCGUUUUUAA
Messenger RNA from Eruca vesicaria subsp. sativa (arugula), 1189 nucleotides. NCBI's taxonomy places the organism in Eukaryota, Viridiplantae, Streptophyta, Magnoliopsida, Brassicales, Brassicaceae. The record is from the annotation of a GenBank genome assembly.